GGAAGGAGGCGUGGCUCUCGGCGUCCCGCCUUCUGGGCUCCCCGGGGCGGCCGGCCAUGGCGGGAUGGGGGGCGCCGCUGCUGCUGGUGGGGCCGCCUGGCUCCGGCCGCUCCGCCCUGCUCUUCCGCGCCGCCCGCGCCGCGCCCCCCGGCCGCGUCCUCUUCCUGGCCCCGCGGCCCCUCCAUCGCCUGCCCCACCCCGCCCCCGACGCAGUCCUCCUCCAGAGAAUUCAGUUCUUGUACCCGGCAUCCCUCGGGGAGCUGCUUCAGCUGCUGGCCUCCCUGCACGAAGUGUGGCCCGGCAGGCCUUCUCUGAUGGUGCUGGAUAGCUUGGAGGAAUACCUGGCCGGCUGCCCUGGCCCUCACCUAGCCGCCCAGCUCGCCGCCUUGCUGCUGGACACAGCUCACCAUUUCAGCCAGCAGUGCGGCGGGGAACCUGGGGGCUGCCAGCUCAUAGUUUCCGUGAGGUUCCUGGGGGAAGGUGGAGACGGAGCCGAGCAGUUGUCAGUCGUCCGGCGCUACUUCCCGGCCCAGUGCUGGCUGCGGCUGGAGACACCGGAGAGCAGGGGUUCUGACGGCCAGGGAGGCACCAGGCUGGUCAGAGCCUGUCUCUCCCAGCCAGGGACCCAAGAUCAGGAAUGGCGGCUGACAUUUGAGCCACAGGAGGAGAUGAAGUUUUCUCCCCUUCCAAGGGACAGGGACUCGGCUACAGGGAGCCAUGGAUCACCUGCCACGGACGCUGCCGGCAUGGUGCCCGACUCCCUGUUCUGGACCUCGGGGGGGCCUUAGCCUGGACUGCUGCCACGUUUCUCUUCACCAUUCCUGCCUACCUCUGAACAGCUGUUACCUGCAAAUCUUCCCUGAAUGGACAGGGAAGCGCUGCAUGAGUGUUCCAUAUUCUAACCGUUUUUCCCCCCUCCUAGCUUUGGGUGGACUUUCAUUUUUGGUCGGGCUUGUUGGCUGCGUUCGUGAAGAAGUAGCAACUUCUGGUUUGAGGAUGUGCCAUCUUCCGGCUUCUCGGAAGCAUCGCUGACCCUACAGAUUGGAAAGCAGAGAUUGCUGGGUUGCUGGAGCCGGAAAACGUCUCGAAUGGCCGUUCCUUCGGGGCCUGUUCUGCCAAAAACAAGAUGUCAGAAGAAUAAAGCCCGCAACUUGCGGUUUUAACUCCAAAA
Molecule: messenger RNA, 1171 nt
Organism: Sphaerodactylus townsendi
Lineage: Eukaryota; Metazoa; Chordata; Lepidosauria; Squamata; Sphaerodactylidae
Gene: SWSAP1
Product: SWIM-type zinc finger 7 associated protein 1
Exons: 2
Coding region: 57-788 (243 amino acids)
Biological process (GO): double-strand break repair via homologous recombination
Cellular component (GO): Shu complex
Molecular function (GO): single-stranded DNA binding
Source: RefSeq, a predicted model, not a curated record